ACCGAUUUUUUAAUAAUAAUAAUUAAGGGGGCAAGAUAUAUGGUAGCGUGGUUGAGGGGUACAAACCAGACUGGGCCUAUAAUUGAGGGAGUCAUAGUGGACUUAUCCCUCACGAAAAUCCUCUUGGCCCGCUCAAGCGACGCUGCCCAGCCCACGACCCGACUGCCUUCCUCGACGGCCGGACUGCCGCCACCGCCACAUCGCCGUCGCCUGCAAGCAUCCUCCUCCACGGCGCCGGGCCGCCCCGCCGCCUCCUCACCCCGUCGUCCAAGCCCCAAAAACUCUACCCGAUCGGCUUGCUUCGCUUCCCUCCCCUUCCUCCCGACGCAAUGCACCCGAUCAAACUCUGUGCCCGCUCGCCCCGGCCGUCGUCCAAGAAGCGGAAGCGCCCCGCCGCCGCCGCCGCUACUCCGCCGGAAUCUGAACCGGAGCCGGUACACAACACCGCCGCCUGCAAUUCGGAGGGAGAGAACAACGCGACGGGGAAGAGGAGGGAGCACAACAACAAGAAGAUGAAGGAGGAGAAGAGCAAGAGGAAGAAGAAGCAGGGGGAGGGGAAGAAGGGAUCAGGGAUUCUGACGGACAAGCUCUUCUCGGAUCUCCCCAUCUCCGACCUCACCGCCAAUGCCAUCAGAGACAUGAACUACACCCACCUCACCGAGAUUCAGGCUAGAUCGAUACCGCCUCUGAUGUUGGGAAGCGAUGUGAUGGCGUCAGCCAAGACCGGCUCAGGGAAGACGCUUGCGUUCCUCAUCCCGGCGAUCGAGCUGCUCUGCAGGCUGCGCUUCUCGCCGAGGAACGGGACCGGAGUUAUCGUGCUUUGCCCAACAAGGGAGCUCGCUAUCCAGACACACAAUGUUGCCAAGGAAUUAAUGAGGUAUCAUUCACAAACUCUUGGAUAUGUAAUUGGUGGUAUUGACUUGAGGGGCGAGGCUGAGCAGCUCGCGAAAGGGAUCAAUGUAUUAGUUGCAACGCCAGGAAGGCUUCUGGACCAUAUGCAAAAAACCAAAAGUUUCAAAUAUGAAUGCCUAAAGUGCCUUAUAAUUGAUGAAGCUGAUCGUAUACUUGAGCAAAAUUUUGAGGAACAAAUGAAACAAAUAUUUAAACUCCUUCCUCGGCAGGGUAGGCAGACUGUUCUUUUUUCUGCUACACAGACUGAAAAGGUUGAAGAUUUUGCGAAGUUAACAUUUGGGAGCAAAGAAGAAAGGCAGCGAACACUUGUUUAUGUUGGAGUUGAUGAUCAUGAAUCAAAGGCUACUGUUGAAGGAUUGAAGCAGGGCUAUUGUGUCAUUCCUAGUGAGAGAAGGUUUCUGGUUCUGUAUGCUUUCCUAAAAAAGGCACUUUCUGAGAAGACGAAGGUCAUGGUGUUCUUUUCAUCAUGUAAUUCAGUCAAAUUCCAUGCACAACUUCUGAAUUUCAUCCAGAUAGAGUGUUAUGAUAUCCAUGGGCAACUAAAGCAGCAUCAACGAACUAGUACAUUUUUUAAGUUUCACAAGGCAGAACAUGGCAUCUUAUUAUGCACUAAUGUGGCAGCACGAGGACUUGAUAUUCCUGAUGUGGACUAUAUUGUGCAAUAUGAUCCUCCAGAUGAAACAAAGGAUUACAUUCACAGAGUUGGUCGUACUGCCCGUGGCGAUAAUGGCAAAGGAAGUGCAAUACUGUUCUUACUACCGAAAGAAUUACAGUUGCUCAUUCACCUGAAAGCAGCUAAUAUUUCUGUAUCUGAAUAUGUGUUCAGACAAGAGCUUGUGCCAAAAUUGCAACCUUACCUUGAGAAAAUUGUUGGUGGGAAUUACAUCCUAAACAGAUCGGCGAAAGAAGCCUACAAAUCCUAUCUUUUGGCAUACAAAUCACACUCUAUGAAAGACAUUUUUGCUAUCCAUCAACUUGAUUUGACGAGCGUAGCGGCUUCGUUCUGUUUUAGUGAGCCUCCAAAGGUGAAUCUGGACCUGGAGAGCAGUGCGUCAAAACAUCGAAAGAAGAGGAAUGUAAACACUGGCAGGAGGCAUGGUAUCGGCCCUUCAAACCCAUACGGAAGGAAAGGCAGUGAUGAUCGUAGGCAGUUUGCAAGAUUCUAGAGAGGAAGACCCUGUGUUUGGAAUUUGAUAGAUCAUCUAAUAUUUUUACUAGUGGUUGAGUCUCUGUUUUUGUUCCUGAUCAUUGACACUUUCACUAGUUCUGGUUGUCAUCUGGUUAACACAGGUAGAGGUAGGAGGAUGUCACAAAUUGGGAGAAGCUUUUGCUGAAUACUAGUGAUGAGUUUUUGUUCUCCCAAAUGAGUGUGGCUUUUUGUAAUUAGUUAGUAUGGUAAAUGGUCUGUGUUGCAAAUAACUUAUCCACUUAUCGGCGGCGAAUAAAUUAGUUAGCAUUAUUUUUUU
This is a messenger RNA of Oryza sativa Japonica Group (Japanese rice), 2378 nucleotides long. The record is from RefSeq and is a predicted model, not a curated record. Lineage: Eukaryota; Viridiplantae; Streptophyta; Magnoliopsida; Poales; Poaceae.